CUUUCUUGAUCCCUUCAGGUCUUUGUGGGUUUUUAAAUCGGUGAAAGCGACACUUCUGCGAUGUCGAAUGCGUCGCCAAAGAAAAAGGGCUCGACCAGUCGAGUCGCGUCAUCCCAAGGUCACGUUCAGAGCAAAGAAACAGCAUCGCUGGUGGCCAGUGGUUCGGAAGAAGGCAAAAAGGCCAAAUAUCCGAUCUGGCCGGAAUGGAGUGACGCAGAGGUCAACGCGGAGAAGUGGGACGCAGCCAAGGGGUCCAAAGACGGCAAAGGGAAAGCCCCAUUCUUUGAGGACCCCGAGGGGAAGAUUGAGCUGCCUUCGUCUCUGAAAGUUCACUCCUGGAAGCGCCCGUUGGAAUACAUACCCGCAAAGGUCCCUGUUGUAGUGGAGAAUGAAACUGCCUUUGACCUCGUAUCCGCAAAUGAGCACCUGCUUUCAAGUGAGCUCCUGAGAUGGAUAAUCAGCGAGAUCUACAUAGUUUGGACGACCUGCAACGGAAGCGCUGCCGCGGACAAGCAGAUUUCUCCGGAACCUCCCGGUCCGGUGUGGAAACCGUGGGAGCACAUCUACUCCCUGUGCAAGGUGUCGAAAGGUCACACGCCCCUGUACAACGCCUAUGGGAAGUACGUGGUGAAGCUGUACUGGAUGGGCUGCUGGCGAAAGAUCACAGUCGACGACUCCCUGCCGUUUGACAGGGAGAACAAGGCGCUUCUCCCGGCUACAACCGUCCCGGCAGAACUCUGGCCUAUGCUGCUAGCGAAAGCCCUCAUUAAGCUCGCCAACACGGACGUCGGCCUGCAGCGGUGGAGGGAGCUCGGCGAGUUCACCGUCACACACGCGCUCACUGGCUGGAUCCCCGAACUCAUCCCUCUCCAGUCGCGGUACCUGGGUAAAGUUUGGGAUUUUCUGCGCGGCGCGAUCCCGGAGUUCCAGCACACGGAAGAGGAGAGCGGCGAGGAGAAGCCCCCGCCAAAAGAGUGCGAAUCCCGCGCAGAAUCCAGAGCCGCCGAUUGCAAGAGCGAAUCGCCAAUGGCAACCAAAACCCCGGAGAGAACGCGAGAUUCAGCCAAGAAGAGAAACAUGGACAGGAGCCGAAGAUCAUCCCUGGCCAACCGGCCAGCUUCAACACUGGCUGAGACUGCUAACCAACCAACAGAGGAGAGUAAGGUGCCACUGGUGCCUCAGGUGGUGAUCUGUGCCAGCUACCAGCCUUUGCAUCUGCUGGAGAAGAAGACGUCGGUCCUGGGUCAAAUGGCCGACUCCUCUGAGAAGCUGCGGCACUACGGCCUGUCCCAGUUACACAGCCACCCGGUCCUCCUCACCCGAACACGCGCCUGCCCCCUCACCGCCCCGCCCAAACCUCCGCCCGUCCCCCGCUGGAAGCUGGUCCGGCCCAGGAAGGAGAGGAACCCCACCGACGAGCCCAAAGAAACGCCCGUUGUGAAGCCCGACCAGUUCGUUGAGGUUUCCAGUCUGUUUCUGAACUACAGCCUGACGGCCAUCCCGACACCUCUGGAUCUGGAGGAGCAGGGGUCGGUCCGUAAGCGCGCCUGCAGCACCUCCCUGGCCUCCUGCGCUGAGACGGAGGACGAGGGCGAGGGCCGGGGGACCCGGGGCCCGGGGAGCGCAGGCAGCGUACGCAGCGCAGGUUCGGAGGUCGUCACGGAGACCGCAGAGGUGACCGCAGAGGACAAGACCGACCGCGACGGAACCGCCAACGACCAGGAAGUCCCCGAAACGGCAAACGGGACGGAGAAACCCAAACCCGGCAGCGGGGCCAGUCCCCCGCCCGAGACAUCCCAGGAGACCUCUGGGCCUGAGAGGCACCAGCUUCGAGAAGCCUGGAUUGACCUGGACGAUUUGUGCAAAUGUUUCCAGACACUGCUGAUUUUUCACAAGCCAAAUACGUACACAUACCAGGCCCAGAAGACCCAGGGGAAGAAUGGCAUUGUGCCUAAGACUGCAGCGUUGCCGGGUACAGCCAAGCAGCAGGCCUCCUCUGUCGCCCCUGUUCCAGGGCCCAUGCAGAAGGACCCCCCGGCGUUCCGGCCCGGGCGGCUGACGGCCGAGCCCUUUUCCUGGAAGAGCGCCAGAUUCCGGCUCCCUGUCCUGAGCGUUCAGACCAGCUCCGCCAAAGCCGCCGUCCUCUGCCUCCCGCCCGGGAGGCACGUCCUGCGGCUGAGCGCCAGGGCUCGUGGGUACCACCUCCACCUGUGCAGCACCACGCCCUUCGUCUUCGGAGAGGAAGAGGCCGUCAUGCCCCACCUGGACAAGGAGAGCCUGCGGUUCCUGGAGCAGGCCAACGGCAUCCUGAAGGCUCUGGGGAAAGCGGUGAGCGCGUUCUCCCACCAGAAGGAGCGUCCGGCGGCCAUGUUGGAGCUGGAGGCCGCUCACUGCCCCCCCUCGCUGCGCGCCUCCCCCGGGGUCAAAGGGCACUUUCAGGUGUUUAACGAGGCCCUGCUGCACACGGUGACCGCAGCGCUGGGACGGACGCUCCAGGUGGAGGAGGUGCACGCCCUCCGGGCGCUCACGCUCGACCCCUACCUGGGGCAGAGAGGAGAGGAGGACCCCCGUACAGGCCCCGCGACGGAGACACCCGAGGCCUGGAGGAACAGAGACCCCACAGAGCCAGAGAACAUGGCCGCCACCCUGCUGCAGGCCACCUGGAAGGGCUUUCACACCCGCCAGGUCCAUAACGCCGCCAAGACAGGCACGCAGGAGAACACCAGGGCUUCUGAGACGCUGCGCAAGAUGUGGGCCGUAGUGGAAGCCAAAGCAGAGAAACACGCCGUGUGUUUAUUGAGAUGCAUCUUCUCCAACAGCAAGUCUGCGGAACUCUACCCCUGCCAUGGCGACGAGUCCACCAGGGUUCCGUUCAGGGACUACUCCGUGGCUUUUCCGGAACAGCCGAGCAAUUCCUGGUUCUUGGUCUUCAGGGAGGUGUUUCGGGUUCCCAAGGACACGCUGGUGGUGCCGAAGGUUUACUCUCCCGUCCGCGGCUGCGUGCUCCACGUCAUCGAUAACGACACCGGGGAGGAGGUGCCCCGCGUCUUUCAGACUGUGGAGCCGCGCGUGUACACACCCAAUCAGGGGGGCUACACCUUUGUCGCUGAGGCCCACUCCAGAGACGCCCCUGUCCCGGGGGGGCGGUGGAGGCUCCGCCUCAUCGGGUCACAUGACCCUCUCCCCGCCCUCAGCAGGGAAACUCCACAGGGCAACUUCUGCGUCAAAGAGUUCCGCGAUUACUACAUCCCCAACGACAAGAACAUCAUCUGCAGGUUCUCCCUGCGGGUGACGGCCGACCUCGUCAGCACGCUCCAGGUCCAGACGUCCCGACCCGGCGCGUACGUCAGGCUGCUGGUGCUGGACCGCGGGGCGGAAGUGGCCGGCGGCGCCGGGAAGGGCAGCGCCGUGAUCCCGGCGUUCCGCUUCUCAUCCGACCGACAGCCGGACCUGGGAGGCCAGCAGGACGGGGGGCAGCAGGGCGGGGGGGGCACCGUGGGGGAGGGGCCGAGCGGAGACCAGGAGCAGCGCUCGGAGACAGCGGGACACAGGUACCUGGUCCAGGCCGAGGUUCUGCACAGGAGCUGGCCCCUAGACGAGUCCCAGGCCGCCUUCACCCAGGCGCUCAGAGACGCAGAGAAGAACGAGUCCAAAGUGUCCGCGGAGAGGCUGGAGGACCCCACCGCGACCGUGAGCGGUGAGACGCUGAGCGGCGAGGCCCAGAAGCCCGCCACGCCCAAACACAACCGCAAGGGCAAGGAGAAGGAGAAGGAGAAGGAGAAGCCGGCCGCCAAGCCGGGGUCCCGACAGGAAGCUCCGGCUCUGGACCCCAGCAUGCCGCAGUGGGCCCUGCGGGUGGUGUGUGACAUGGCGACGGCGGAGGCGGUGGAGAUCAGGAAGGACACGGAGAGAGCGGAUCAGAUCAGAGCCAUACAGCUGGGCUGGGAGACCGCUGAGCCCGGGAGGGCUGUCAAGGCUACACAGGCCCGCCUGCAGUUCAUCAACAGGACCCUGCGCGGGGAGACCGCUGACCAAUCAGCUGAUGGGAAGGAACCCGCCGUAACCACGGCAGCGGAGGGGGGCGAUGAAACGGCUGCCCCGCCUCCAGGCCCAGAUGACCCGACAGAGCCCUCCCCCCAGAGAGCAGAGCCACCAGCCUUCUACCAGCCCAUGGACUUUACCCCCUUCAUCAGGAAACAGAGGGAGGAGCCGCUGCUGAUGGAUGAGUCGGUGGUGGAGGCUCAGCGGCUGGAGAAGGCGGAGAGGAUCCAGGCGUUCCGGCUGAUCCGGGACACCAUCCUGGAACACCGGGAGCAGGAGAGGGUCUCCCGGGAGGUGCUGAAGAGGAGGCACAUGGACCUGUACGAGGGCCUGCAGGUGGCCCUGGAUGAACAGAGGAGGCGGAUCAUCCAGGUGCGAGAUGCCUACUGGGCCCAGCUGCUGGAGGCGGAGCUAACAAGGGACGGGGCGGGGUCCGGGCUGGACACGGCCCGGGAGGCGGAGCUGGGGAAGACCACGCCCCAGUCUGGCCGCAGGAGCGCAGGCAAGAAGCCCAAGAGCGCCGGCAAGAAGAAGUGACACGUUCUCCACCCACCCAGCAUGCACUGGGGCUCUGACACCUUCUCCACCUACCCAGCAUGCACUGGGGCUCUGACACCUCCUCCACCUACCCAGCAUGCACUGGGGCUCUGACACCUCCUCCACCUACCCAGCAUGCACUGGGGCUCUGACACCUCCUCCACCUACCCAGCAUGCACUGGGGCUCUGACACCUCCUCCACCUACCCAGCAUGCACUGGGGCUCUGACACCUCCUCCACCUACCCAGCAUGCACUGGGGCUCUGACACCUCCUCCACCUACCCAGCAUGCACUGGGGCUCUGACACCUUCUCCACCUACCCAGCAUGCACUGGGGCUCUGACACCUUCUCCACCUACCCAGCAUGCACUGGGACUCUGACACCUUCUCCACCUACCCAGCAUGCACUGGGGCUCUGACACCUUCUCCACCUACCCAGCAUGCACUGGGGCUCUGACACCUUCUCCACCAACCCAGGAUGCACUGGGGCUCUGACGUUCUCCACCUACCCAGCAUGCACUGGGGCUCUGCUAGCGACCUAUCUUAGCUUAGUUUCACUUAAACCUGGUGUACUCUUCAGAUUAGUCCCGUAGUGUGCACCAGGCUUCAGAGUAGGAAGAAAUCUGUCCCUCCAGGUCAGUAGGGCAGCUGGUUCUCUGUCUUUUCCUCCAAUCAGGACUGACUUAAACCCGAGUGAGUUAAAUAUCUGGCCAAUCACUGGCCGUAAUCCAUCGAAUAACUAUCAGGUUACCUGGAAAACCACCUGUACUACUGGCAUUGAGAGCCAUACUGUGUUUGAGCGUCUCUGACUUAGAUCACCUGUGGAGUGCCUGUGGAUGUCUGUGCCUGUUUUCUCCUAGACUAACUUCACCCUGCAACAACUGUAUUUAUGUUAUCAACACAAUAAAUGCUAAAGAUAUGC
Conger conger (European conger) is the source of this 5499-nucleotide messenger RNA. It is a transcript of the gene adgb, whose product is annotated as androglobin. Lineage: Eukaryota; Metazoa; Chordata; Actinopteri; Anguilliformes; Congridae. The record is from RefSeq and is a predicted model, not a curated record. Gene Ontology annotation, biological process: proteolysis. Gene Ontology annotation, molecular function: calcium-dependent cysteine-type endopeptidase activity; oxygen binding; protein binding.